CUGUAAAGCUGCUUCUCAGAAGUACAGAGUUCAGCUCUGCCAAAAUGAAGUACCCAUUCCACCCUCUUCUUGCUUCUCUCAUCCUAAUGUGUGUGUGUGGAGGCAGCAAAGGCCUUGCUGAUCAGCUAAGUAAUAAAAACCUGAGUAUGCCCCUUUUGCCUGCUGACUUCCACAAAGAAAACACGGUGACCAAUGACUGGAUUCAGGAGGGGGAGGAAGAUGACGACUAUCUGGACCUGGAGAAGUUGUUCAGCGAAGAUGAUGACUAUAUUUACAUCAUUGAUGCAGUUUCCCCAACAGACUCAGAACUGAGUGCAGGCAACAUCCUACAGCUUUUCCAAGGCAAGAGCCGAAUUCAGCGUCUUAACAUCCUUAAUGCGAAAUUUGCCUUCAACCUUUAUCGAGGACUGAAGGACCAAGUCAACACUUUCGAUAACAUCUUCAUAGCACCUGUUGGCAUUUCUACUGCCAUGGGGAUGAUUUCCUUAGGCCUGAGAGGAGACACACAUGAACAAGUGCACUCGGUUUUGCAUUUUAAAGACUUUGUUAAUGCUAGCAGCAAGUAUGAGAUCACAACUGUUCACAAUCUAUUCCGCAAGCUAACGCAUCGCCUCUUCAGGAGGAACUUUGGAUACACACUGAGAUCAGUCAAUGACCUUUACAUCCAGAGGCAGUUUCCCAUUCUGGAUGACUUCAAAACUAAGGUGAAAGAGUUCUAUUUUGCUGAGGCCCAGGCAGCUGACUUCUCAGACCCUGCCUUCAUAGCAAAAACAAAUCAUCAUAUUCUGAAGCUCACCAAGGGCUUCAUCAAAGAAGCUCUGGAGAAUAUAGACCCCCAUACUCAGAUGAUGAUUCUAAACUGCAUUUACUUCAAAGGAACCUGGGUGAAUAAAUUCCCAGUGGAAAUGACACAUAAUCACAACUUCCGUCUGAAUGAGAGAGAGGUGGUCAAAGUCUCCAUGAUGCAGACCAAGGGGAACUUCCUUGCGGCAAAUGACCAGGAGCUUGACUGUGAUGUUCUCCAGCUGGAAUAUGUGGGGGGCAUCAGCAUGCUAAUUGUGGUCCCACACAAGCUGUCAGGGAUGAAGACUCUUGAAGCCCAGCUGACACCACAGGUGGUGGAGAGAUGGCAGAAAAGCAUGACAAACAGAACUCGAGAAGUGCUUCUACCUAAAUUCAAGCUGGAGAAGAACUAUAAUCUCGUGGAGGCCCUGAAGUCCAUGGGGAUUACUGAGCUGUUUGACAAAAAUGGCAACAUGUCAGGAAUCUCGGACCAAAGGAUAACCAUUGACUUGUUCAAACACGAAAGCACCAUCACAGUGAAUGAAGAGGGCACUCAAGCUGCUGCUGUGACCACAGUGGGUUUCAUGCCACUGUCCACUCAAGUCCGUUUCACUGUUGACCGCCCCUUUCUGUUCCUGGUGUAUGAACACCGCACCAGCUGCCUGCUCUUCAUGGGAAGAGUGGCCAACCCUACUAGGUCUUAGUGGCAGCAGUCUGGGCACCUGAUGUGUUUUGGGGGUACUCUCUGGUUUUGUUUCUCUUCUAACAAUGAGGACAGAGAUUUUUUUUUUGGCAUCAUGACUUUUGAGGUUUAGGCUGCCAAUCUGAAUUCAUGUAAAGAAUUUGCCAAGGACUGAGAAGCUUGGUUGGAGACAAUUCUGCACAGUAAACAAUGGUGUAAGUCCAGUGGAAUUAGUAUAACUAAUCCAUGGGUCAGAUGUUCUCUAGAUGGUCUGAACAACAGACAGAUUGCUUCACCUUCUCACCUCCUCCUCACAGCAAGCUGAUAAAGUGUGUUUGGACACCUCCUUCCUGGGCAUUGCAAAGGCCCUAUCCUUGCACAUCUGUCUCUAUUCUCAAAGCCUUUCUCAUACAUGUCCCUCAUUUGAACACAGAGCAAGAAAUGACUCACAUGACUAAUUUCUUGCCUCUCCCAAAAGGGUGUCCAACUAAGUCCAGGGCCCUGGGCAUUGGGGCUUAAUUCUCUCAAGGUCUGACCUUACACAUCCAUGUAAUCCAGGACAUUUAGUCCUGCUCCCCAUUUCCUCGCUGCUAUCCAGAGGGCAGCAUAUAUACAUCACUAUUUCUUCCAUUCUAAGAUAAAUAAACAUAGUCAUAUUUGCUGUAUACCUGUUG
Messenger RNA from Dipodomys spectabilis (banner-tailed kangaroo rat), 2139 nucleotides. It is a transcript of the gene Serpind1, whose product is annotated as serpin family D member 1. The transcript has 5 exons. Gene Ontology annotation, biological process: negative regulation of endopeptidase activity; blood coagulation. NCBI's taxonomy places the organism in Eukaryota, Metazoa, Chordata, Mammalia, Rodentia, Heteromyidae. Gene Ontology annotation, molecular function: serine-type endopeptidase inhibitor activity. Bases 45 to 1487 code for a protein of 480 amino acids. The record is from RefSeq and is a predicted model, not a curated record.